AUGUCUUGCUUGAGGGAAAUGCGCCUGGAUGAUUUGUUCACAUUCAACCCAUUGGUUUUCGAUCCAUUCACCGAAGUCUACCGCAUCGGAUUUUUCAUGCGUCACAUUGCUCAGUGGCCAGAAUUGGCAGCGGCAUCCAUAGCUCCAGAUGGUCGCUUGGUUGGCUUCAUUUUCGGCAAGUUUUUGGACGGUGUCAAGGAUAACACUCAGCAGCACGGACACGUCUGCGCCUUGACAGUGCUCUCUGAUUAUCGUCGUCUGGGUAUUGCAUCUCUGCUCAUGAAUUAUUUUGCUCAGAUGUUGGAUGUAAAAAGCUCCUGGUAUGUGGAUUUGUAUUUGCGAUGCAGUAAUUCUGCCGCCUACAAUCUAUAUUGCGCUCUGGGCUACGAGAUGCGUCGUGUUCUUCUCGAUUAUUAUCCAGGCGAUCCAGAGGAGAAUGCGUAUGAUAUGAGAAUGCCACUAUCCAUAGAUGUGAAUAAGUUGUCCUUGGCCUUGGCCAGCAGGGAACCUGUUCGCCUGCCUUUGGAAGAUGAUAGUGAUGACGACUAUUAG
Messenger RNA from Drosophila sulfurigaster albostrigata, 552 nucleotides. Its product is annotated as N-alpha-acetyltransferase 20. Gene Ontology annotation, molecular function: protein-N-terminal amino-acid acetyltransferase activity. Gene Ontology annotation, cellular component: NatB complex. NCBI's taxonomy places the organism in Eukaryota, Metazoa, Arthropoda, Insecta, Diptera, Drosophilidae. Bases 1 to 552 code for a protein of 183 amino acids. Gene Ontology annotation, biological process: N-terminal peptidyl-methionine acetylation. The transcript has a single exon. The record is from RefSeq and is a predicted model, not a curated record.